AUGAGUAGCCUUCCUGAGACACAAAAAAAUAAUGACACAGUUGAACUAGUCUGUGGGAUGCCCACUAGAUAUAUUGAGGAAGAGGCACAUUUCAUAGUGCUUCUCUGUUUUAUUAUUGCUAUGGGAGGAUGUUUGCGAGCGUGUUUAAAGAAUUCUGAAGUCCUCGUCUUGUCAAUUCUUUCCCUAUCAGGAUUUGCUGUAGGACAACUGGCCCAGAGCUUUGUUAAGAUCCACAAAAUGAUCUACCCUCUCUUAAGUACACCAAGUUUUGCACUUUAUUGCUAUUUUUUACCUUUAAUUAUAUUUGUGGCCGCUUUGGAUGUAGACUAUUAUAUACUCAAGAAUGUGUUUUGGCAGGUCUUAUUAACUGGAUCAGUUAGCUUCUCCAUGUCUGUUGCCAUAAUUGGCUAUGUGGCUAUGAAAUUCAAUAAAGAUUUGUGGGAUUUACAAUCUUGCAUACUUUUUAGCAUCACCCUCAGCAUUAUAGAUCCUCUUCAUUCUGUGAGAUCACUGAAAGAUAUUGGUGUUUCCAAAAUGUUUACUGAUGUCAUUAGAGGAGAAUCACUGAUCAUAUGUUGUAUCACAUCUCUUGUGUUUGACGUUUUCCGGAUCACCAUAUUUCAAGUGCAUUUGAUUAAGGAUUUAGAUAUAUUUUUAAAUUUCUCCUUGGAAAUUAUUGGAAGCAUAAUAUGUGGCUAUGUAGGUGCAAGGAUCAUUCAGUUUAUAUUGAUUGACCUUCUAAGCAACACGCUGACUAACGUCAUUCUCUGCUUUUCGAUGGUGUACAUGAUUUUCUACAUUGCGGAAAUUUUUGGAAUGUCAGGUGUUAUUGCUUUAGUCACCUUAGGAUUGAAUUUAGAUUCCUUAAGUUUCAAACCGAAGAUUGAGUUAAUAAUUACUAAGUUAUUAAUAAUGUUUACAUCAGUAUCCCAUCAAUUAAUAUAUACCUUUUUUGGCAUUGUGAUUGGAUGUGGAGAGCGCAAGUAUUUCAAAUUGCACACAAUUGUUUUCAUUUUCAUUUUAUAUGUCAGUCUGAAUAUUGUCAGGUUGCUUACUAUUCUGCUAGUGAGCCCUAUUUUGAUGUACUCAAGAUAUGAAUAUGAUUGGAGAUGGGCCAUUGUUAUCACAUGGUCUGGAGUUAAAGGUGUUUUUAACUUACUCCUGGCUCCUGAAGUUUACAAUCUGGCUGAAACAAAAAUCAACUCAGCACACCUGUGUAUAUUCUAUGUUCAAGUGAUAUCGUUACUGACCAUGGGAAUAAAUUCAUACAUGAUGACUAAGUGUGCCAAGACAUUAGGCUUGUGUUCGAUUUCUCUCCCGAGACAAAUGGCCAUGCAAAAUGCCAUUCAGCACAUACAGGAGAUAAUAGAAAACACAAUAAUAUUAUGUAAAACAGAGAAAAUCUUGACAAAUGUUAAUUGGACUCUAGUAGAACAAAAGACCAGGAUUGAAUACGUCAUUCCUUUUCCCCAAAUUUCAUGUAAUGAAAUAGAGGAGUCUCCAACAGAUGAAGAUUUAAUAGAAGAAGCUAGAUUGCAUGUAGCUAUAAUACAAAUGAGUAGUUUUGAAAAACAGUGCAAUGAUGGAAUCCUCAGUGUAGAGGCAGCCCGGAUAUUAAUUGGUGCAACCAAAAACUAUCUCCCGAUCCAAGGAAAAUUCAUGAGUAUCUAUGAUGUUUCAACCUAUGUAAGAGCUAGAAGUUGGCUUAUGAAAUUUAAAACCAUCUUAACUCUCUUGGAAUAUCGUAAAGGCAAGCUAUCUUGUAAUCCACCUGGGAAUAAUAAAAUUUUGCUUAUUAUAUAUCAAAUUGUCUAUUCAGAAGAAUUUAAGCAUGCAGAAUAUAUCAUAACAUUGAUAUAUAUUUAUCCUAUGAUAAUACAUCUAUGGCCAAUGGCAAGAGAAUUAAAUGUGUCAGGACUGAUAGCAAUAAAUUAUUAUUUUAUGCUUUUAUAUAUAAUACAAGCAGCAUUAAAGAUAAUAAUUUUGAAAAAGAAAUAUUUCCAUCAAUGUUGGAAUGUUUUGGAAUUUUUUAUUAUGGUUAUUGGGCUAUUUGAUGUCUUUUGUAUAUAUUCGGUCAAACUGAGACCAGAAAACAUGAUUCUUAUCCAGAUUACAGUCAUAAUGGGAUAUUUGAGAAUGAUUAGAUUUCUUCCCAUCAUCAAGGUAGUAAUACCAUUCCUAUUAAAUAUUGUGGAUGUUCUCAUUAAAAAGCGUCUCAGCUUGAUGUAUACUAUUACAAAAGGCUAUGUCAUAAGUCAAGAGGAUACCAAACUUUUAAUUAAACAAAUUUCUAGCCGAGAAUCAAUAUAUCAGAAAUUGUAUGAAAUUUUGGAAACCAACAAGCGAGAUGCUGUGAAAGAACUAGGGCUCAUAGAGCACGAGGGACGUGAUGUUGUCAUUGCUUUGAAGUCUAAGCAGGCAAUCCAGAAUGUGAUUCUAAAAGCUCAGAAAAACCUCACCUUCCUUUGGUCAAGAGGUAUUAUUGAUAAGCACGAAGGCAUUGAGAUGAAUAAGGUACUUCUUAAAAAAAUAAAAGCACUGAAUAAUUUCCCAAUGGCAAUACCACCUCCUACUCCUGACAAAUAUCUUCAUAACAUCAUUUGGCUGGAAAAUAAAGAUGUUCUUAUUGAGUUUUUCAAGGAGCGAGCCAAACUUGCAUAUUUUGACUACGGAGAUGUCUUAUGUAAAGAAGGAGAAAUGCCUCAAGGAAUAUACUUAAUUAUUUCAGGAAUGGCAAUUUUACAGAGUGCACCUCCUUCCUUUGGAAUAGACAGCAGACUAAAGCCUAGCAGAGAAUCCAGAACUGUGUUUACAGAUUUCUGUACUAGUGGAGACAUAAUUGGAGAGUUGAACUGCCUGCUCAAGCAUGAAAAUGAAUAUACUGCCAUCUGUGAAACGACGUUACAGGCCUGCUUCAUUUCGCUAGAGGAUUUGUAUGAAGGCUUUGAUGUCUUCUGGCCAUCCCUAGAAUACAAAAUAUGGCUGAAGCUUGCUCUCAAGACCGCUUCUCAGUAUUUUGAAUCGAGUCUCACUAGUGAGGACUUAACAUUUCAGAAGUGUGUGGAGGACAACCACGCCUAUGUGGAGACUUUAUCAAGCUAUAAUGAAAUCGUUAUUGAUGGUGCAACUAUGAAAUUCGUUAUUGUUGUGUAUGGCAGUGUCAUUGAUAUGAAGACAGACAAAUCCUAUUUUGCACCGUCCAUCAUACCUACAACCUGUGAACAGCUUCAGGGCACUUCAGAUUUAAGCAAGUUGCUAAUUAUCCUAGCAUCUGAGCCUGCCAAAAGUAUUAAUAAUACCACCACAGUCACAGGUAUGCUGCUUUUGGAAGGUCCCAUAUUAGAGAUUUCCAGUUCCUUCAUCUCCUAUGUUCUUUCCUCUACAUAUUGA
Elephantulus edwardii (Cape elephant shrew) is the source of this 3390-nucleotide messenger RNA. RefSeq names its product solute carrier family 9, member C2 (putative) (gene SLC9C2). The record is from RefSeq and is a predicted model, not a curated record. NCBI's taxonomy places the organism in Eukaryota, Metazoa, Chordata, Mammalia, Macroscelidea, Macroscelididae. Gene Ontology annotation, biological process: proton transmembrane transport. Gene Ontology annotation, molecular function: sodium:proton antiporter activity. The transcript is spliced from 26 exons. Gene Ontology annotation, cellular component: membrane. The coding region runs from base 1 to 3390 and encodes 1129 amino acids.